AUGCAACACAAACGGCAAAUCAUGGUGGCCCUCUUCGCUCGCGAGGGCCAUUGCUUCUCCCAAGACCGAAAGAAUAACCGCCAACUCGAACAUAACGACUUCCUCUGGAGUAUCAUAAUUCGUCCCAAGAGACCGCAGGGUCACGACAGCGACUGUUUCGACGUCCGACACACAAGCUCAGAGCCAGUCCGUCGCAACCAACCCAAGCCAAAAGGACAUUGGCAGUUCCGAGCCAUCACUCAAUACGAGCCAUCAAAGGACCGCCGCUUGCUGGGACAGUUGAUGAUCGGCAAGAUGCCUCAUGAAGUCAGUUACAAUGAGAUUAUGGAGCUUCUUAAAUCGAUUGAUCAUCCGCGCAAGGACGCUGAACAUCAUGAGAAUGGUAUCAACUGGAUCAGAACUGCUAUUCGGCAUCUCCAGAUGACUGGAAUUGGGGAGGAGUUUGAUGUCGACGAGUUCUUGGAUCACGCGCGUGAUCGUGCUAUGGUCGCGAGUCACGACGGUCGACCUUUUACUAUCAACUACACCUCCCGACCCAUGUAA
Penicillium waksmanii is the source of this 543-nucleotide messenger RNA. RefSeq lists its product as uncharacterized. NCBI's taxonomy places the organism in Eukaryota, Fungi, Ascomycota, Eurotiomycetes, Eurotiales, Aspergillaceae. The transcript has a single exon. The record is from RefSeq and is a predicted model, not a curated record. Bases 1 to 543 code for a protein of 180 amino acids.